AUGACUGAAGAAGAUAAUGUUCUAAGAAUAAUAGAAGCUGAUGAUUUGGAGGAAUUUUUAGACUUGGAAGAUCUAGAUACUGUCAUACUUUCAUGUCCAGAAGAUUCAAAUCUAAAUUAUUUUCAAUACGCAGUAAUAAAUAAUAGUAUCAAAAUCGUCACGUAUUUAGUACAAGAAUAUCCAGACUUAUUCCUUUUCCUCGAUGAAAACGGUAAUACCUGUGUUCAUCUUUGCGUAAUUGACGAAUCAUGUAAUAUCCAAUUGUUGCAAUUCUUUAUUGACAAGUUUAAGGUGGGAAUCCUUGCUUCCAAAAACUUUGAAGGACUGCAGCCACUCCAUUAUGCAGUAAUUCAUGAAUGUUACAAUGGAACCAAAAAUAUGUUAGAAUUAUUGCGAGAAAAUGGUAUGGAAGAUCUCAUUACGAACAAAGAUAACAUAUACUUAACAUCUCCAGAAGAUUUUAUCAAAACUGACGACGAAUUACGAAACUUAUUCAAAUUUGAAGAUCCUAAAACGAAACAGAUCCGAAUCCUCAGGACUAGCUUAAGAGAUAUGGAAAAUAACUUUCAUGCUGAAAAAGAAAAGCUCGAAAAAGAAAAUCAAAAUCUACAACAACAAAUCGGAGAAAAGACAAAUGAGAUAGCUACUAUCAACCAAAACAUCACAAAAAUCCAAAGAGAAAAAGAAAAUAACGAAAAUAAAUUAAAACAAGAAAUAGAUGAAAUCAAGCAAGAAAAUUCGCGAUUGUUGGAAGCAAAUCGUCGUUUGGAAACAGAAAGGAAUUUUUUGAUGAACGAAAACCAAGAAUUACGCGCAGAAAUAAAUUCAGGCUGUUGCAAUUCAUCUUCUAAACAAAGUAAGCAAGGACCAUUGAGCUAUCAUUUAAUUGAAGAUCAAAAUUCAUGUAAAACUCAAAAAUCUAAAUCAAAGAAAAGAAAUGGUAGUUAUACAGCAAUUCCUGACACAGAAAAUCCUCAAAAUAAUAACGAGGAAGAUGGAUGCUCUUGUUGUCGUAUAAAUUGA
Molecule: messenger RNA, 1023 nt
Organism: Trichomonas vaginalis G3
Lineage: Eukaryota; Parabasalia; Trichomonadida; Trichomonadidae
Product: ankyrin repeat-containing protein family
Exons: 1
Coding region: 1-1023 (340 amino acids)
Molecular function (GO): protein binding
Source: RefSeq, a predicted model, not a curated record